AUGGCAAGGCAGGGCGUCCGCUCGUUCGCCCUCCUUGAUCGUAACCCUGUCACAAACACGAUCAGCGAGCUCAAGAAGAUCGCACCAGACAUCUCGGUCAAGGAGUUCGAGCUUGAUGUGACCAACGAGAGAGCCAUCGAUGACAGCAUAGAGAAGACAGUCAAAGAGUUCGGCCGCCUCGACUAUGCAGUCAACAAUGCUGGCAUCGGUGGCGUCAUCAAAACUUCCGACCAAAUCCCCAAGGACGACUUCGAAAAGGUUCUUGCCGUCAACACAACUGCCGUGUGGCAAUGCCAGCGCGCUCAAAUCCGCCAAAUGCUCAAGCAAGAGAAAAUCACCGACUCUUAUCGGUCAUACCGCGGAUCUAUUGUCAACGUGGCCUCCAUGUAUGGCCUUGUGGCACCUCCAUCCAAUGUUCCGGCUACCGCAUAUGCGACUAGCAAACAUGCUGUGAUCGGUCUCACCAAGUCAGACGCUUUGGCCUUUGCUCACAAGGGCAUCAGGAUCAAUGCCAUUGCACCAGGAUAUGUCAUGACUCCGCUCGUGCAGCAGACUAUGGGUCAAGGCGACAUGAUGGAGACGGAGCGGAAGAAGGUGCCUGUCCACAGAUACUCAGAGAUGGAAGAGAUCGGCGAUUGCGUUGCCUUCCUACAUACAGACGCAGCGAGUUACAUGGUCGGUGCAACCCUUGUCGCUGAUGGAGGGUAUACGAUAGUCUAG
Molecule: messenger RNA, 720 nt
Organism: Parastagonospora nodorum SN15
Lineage: Eukaryota; Fungi; Ascomycota; Dothideomycetes; Pleosporales; Phaeosphaeriaceae
Exons: 1
Coding region: 1-720 (239 amino acids)
Molecular function (GO): oxidoreductase activity, acting on the CH-OH group of donors, NAD or NADP as acceptor
Source: RefSeq, a predicted model, not a curated record